This is a messenger RNA of Venturia canescens, 525 nucleotides long. RefSeq lists its product as uncharacterized. Bases 1 to 525 code for a protein of 174 amino acids. The record is from RefSeq and is a predicted model, not a curated record. Lineage: Eukaryota; Metazoa; Arthropoda; Insecta; Hymenoptera; Ichneumonidae. The transcript has a single exon.
AUGGGGCACAUGAAAGAAGUCUCUCCAAGCUCACAAACCCCUUCCAACAUGUGUUAUCUACCCCACCACGGCGUUUGGCGCCUCUCCAGCAGCACCACGAAGCUCCGAGUUGUAUAUAAUGGGUCGUGGCGACUGCCGAACGGAGCCACUCUCAACGAGAACCUCCGAACAGGACACAACUUACUACCCGGGCUCCCCGACGUCUUACUACGCUGCAGAACCCACCUAUACGUCAUAGCUACCGACGUAGAGAAAAUGUACAGACAGAUUCUCGUCCACCCAAACGAUCGCGAUUUCCAACGAAUCCUGUGGAGACCCUCUCCAAGCGACAAAAUUAAGGAAUACCGUCUCAAUACCAUGACGUACGGGACAGCAUGCGCUCCGUUCCUCACCCUGCGAACCAUCAAACAAUUAGCAACUGAUUACACCAAGCAACACACCCGGAAGGAUCUGCAGCUCUUCAAACUGAUGUGUACGUGGACGACAUCCUCACUGGAGCAAACAGCAUUGAGCAAGUCAAAAUGA